This is a messenger RNA of Poecilia reticulata (guppy), 1070 nucleotides long. Lineage: Eukaryota; Metazoa; Chordata; Actinopteri; Cyprinodontiformes; Poeciliidae. The record is from RefSeq and is a predicted model, not a curated record.
GACGCCUGUUGACGCGCGCAUGCUCCAAGGAAGGUCCGGGUGCACAAUGGAGGUGGAUGUACAUAAGCACGAACGGCGGGGUAAAUAUGAUAUAUAAGAACUACGAAGGUGCGGGUUAGCAUUGGCGGUGACACCGUCCCAACACGGGGGUUUUGGAGACAGAGAGCUGAGUUCCGGCAGAGUUUAACAACUAAACAGUUUCGGUGCUGCAGUCCUUCUUCUUCUCUCCCCCUGCUUGUCCUCUGCGGGUUUCCACGUCUUUGUGCUGAAGCGCAAAGAAGCAGAACCGUCCGGUCUGGUCGGUCUUUCCCAGCUCAGAGAUAAAUGACGAGGGGAAAAUGUCAGGAGUCAAGAUAGCGCAGCGCAAGGAGAAGUGUGAAAACUGCACCAAACAGUGCAACAAGAAACAAGGUGAAGACGGGGCCAACUCUGGCCCAGAGAGCGAGGAAGUCAAUGGACAGUUGAUCGAAGGCCCCCGGUUGCUGCUGAGCRCCUGUCUCUCCUGUGACGGCUGCCUGUCCGACGAAGAGACCCUGAAGAUUUCCCAGCAGAAUCUGGAGGAGGUGGAGCGAGUCCUGGCCCUCAACAAGAAAUGUGACUCAUCGAAGCACAAGGUGGUGGCGGCGUCGGUGUGUCCGCAGUCGCUGCCUUUCUUUGCCGUCCAGUUUGGCUUGGACAUUAACGAAGCAGCCCACAAGCUCUGCAGUUUCCUCAAGAGUAUCGGGGUAACGUUUGUGUUUGACACCACUGUAGCAGCCGGGUUCAGCAUCUUGGAGACCCAGAAAGAGUUUAUUCAGCGCUACCGCAGGAGGCACCAUGACUCUCAGGCCUUACCCAUGUUCACCUCCUCCUGCCCGGGUUGGAUCCGCUAUGCAGAACGGGUUCUGGGCAGCGUGGUCACCCCUCACCUGUGCACAGCCCGGUCACCCCAGCAGAUCAUGGGCUGCCUGGUGAAAGAUUACUUCUCUGAGCAACAGCGCCACACAUUCACACCCACAGCCGUCACCUGUGGCAACGGACACCUGAGAUACAAAUCGGUUGGUAAAAUCCGGAUAGCGUGGGAUCUGUGA